Molecule: messenger RNA, 1231 nt
Organism: Rhinichthys klamathensis goyatoka
Lineage: Eukaryota; Metazoa; Chordata; Actinopteri; Cypriniformes; Leuciscidae
Product: islet amyloid polypeptide
Exons: 4
Coding region: 777-1166 (129 amino acids)
Cellular component (GO): extracellular region
Molecular function (GO): hormone activity
Source: RefSeq, a predicted model, not a curated record
AGAACACCAACAGCAUAGCAACGCCCUGGUAACCAUACACAAACAUGGAAGCAGAGAGUUUUGCUAUCCCUACAUAACUUUUUUAUUCAACUUUAUCCAGUCUGUUAGAUUUCAUACCAUAUCUGCUGUAGAUGUUGGUGGGUUUUGGCUGAAACUUCUUUUUGUUCUCUGACUUAAAAUAAAGAGUGAGUCAUUUCUACUUGAAUCCCUGGGAAAGGGAAAAUAUUGAGCUACAAGUUUUGAACAAAGUCUGGCUCUUUUAAAGCAUAUUAAAUGAACAAGAACACAAAGGAAAACCAGGCCUGACCCAACAUCUAUAAUAUUUUGAAGAAGUUUUUUCUAGGUACGGCAUUGAUUUUUUUCCAGAAACAAUAAUUAACGAGCAAAAUAUCCUCAUAAAAGUUUUUCCAUUGCAGGAAUGGCUUUUUUACUCAAAGUCAUUUGAUACAUUAUGACGUAAAGGCAAUUGAUGAGGAUGUCCACUACGAACGUCAUGACAAGCGUCAACGCCGCUUUUGACCCUUUCUGUGAGUUUGAAUUCUUCAAGCUAACCCCCCUCUCCAUAUACCCCUGAUCUCUGCUGUAAAUUGAGAGCUAUAUUUGGAGGAGUGUGAUGAUGUCACAAGUGGUUGAGGGUAGGAGCCUAUAACAGAGCGAAUGGAGCGAGUGAGUGUGUGAGUGUUUGUGUGAAAAACAGAGACAUCGCCAGCACCUUCUGGAGCUGCUGUCCACUGGUUCGAAACUGCUGGAAAACAUUGAAAGUAUUGCAGUCUGCCAUGCAUCAUCUGAAACUGUCCUCCCAGGUCCUGAUCUUCCUCGUGAUGCUGCAUUGUGUCGCCACAGUCCCUCACAACAGGUACUCCCUUUCGUCCAAUGAGCAGCCGGAUGACUUGCAAGAGGCCGAUGGAUGGCUGGUUGCAGAUCUAUCUGACAAUCCCUUUGUGAGUUUUACAAGGCCACGGCCCCCAAGGGGUCUCAGUGCAGUGAACAGUCAUCACAUGGAAAAGAGGAGGUGCAAUACAGCUACCUGUGUUACUCAGAGAUUAGCAGAUUUUCUCAUCCGAUCCAGCAACACCAUCGGCACCGUCUAUGCGCCAACCAACGUCGGAUCCAACACUUAUGGAAAGAGAGACCUGCUCCAGUCACCUAUUUACUUGCCCCUAUAGUUCAAUUGGCAACGCAAUCGGGGGCUCGUCCGGGAUUUGAUCCGGGGAACCCCAAAGCGAGAAUC